AUGGAAUCCCUUAAAUCUGCAAUUAACGCUAUGAGAAAAGAUUAUUUUAUGGCCUCAGUUGACCUAGCAGAUGCUUUCUACUCCAUAACCAUUAGAGAACAGGACCGGCGUUAUUUCCGAUUCUACUUCAAUGAUAUAAAAUAUCAAUUUACAGCAUUAGUUAUGGGGUAUUCAUCCAGCCCUCGAAUUUUCACAAAGAUACUGAAACCUGUGUUCGCUUAUCUUAGGUCAUUAGGUCAUGUUAGUGUUUAUUUCAUUGAUGAUUCUUGGCUAGUAGGAGAUUCUUAUCAGUCAUGUAUGCGUAAUGUGAACGAAACUGUGCACUUAAUGGAUAAACUCGGAUUAACGGUAAAUCAGAAAAAGUCGGUGCUAGAACCGUGUAAAAAGCUUAUCUUUUUAGGCUUCAUACUGUGUUCUGAAUCCAUGACAGUUAAACUAACAUUUGAAAAGGGGGAAGAUAUAAUUAACCUUUGUUCGAAAGUACUAAACACCAAACGAAUCACUAUUCGUGUCUUUGCUAAACUUAUCGGGAAACUCACGGCGGCUGAGCCGGGAGUUAAACAUGCACCACUAUAUAUCCGACCGCUUGAAAAAAUAAAAGAGAAUGAAUUAAAACUUCACAAGGGAAAUUUCGACAAUUUCAUGAAUGUACCGCAGUCAAUACAUACAACCUUACUUUGGUGGAUAGAAAAUAUACAGAUUAGUUUUAAAAAUAUUUUGUCGCAAGAUCCGAACACUGUUAUAUACACUGACGCUUCAUUAAAAAUGUUCGGGGCAUUCAAUGAAACUAACGGUCAAAAAACAAAUGGUUUCUGGUCGCAUGAAGAACAAAAACUUCAUAUAAAUAUUUUAGAAAUGAAAGCUUGUGAAAUUGGCUUACGCACUUUUUGUAAAUCUUCUAAAAAUAUUCUUGUGAAAUUGUAUACGGACAAUACAACAUGUUGUUCGUACAUUAAUAGAUAUGGAGGUAAGGUUCGAGCUCUCGACGAUAUUGCACGAAGAAUAUGGUUCUGGUGCGUUGAAAGAAAUAUUAUGUUAACGGCAGCCCAUAUUGCUGGCGUAUCGAACACACACGCUGACAAACUUAGUAGAACUGGAAAUGAUGAUAUUGAAUGGUCUUUAGAACAAGGAAUUUUUGAUAAAAUCUUAAAACAUCACCAGAACAUUUAA
This is a messenger RNA of Ruditapes philippinarum (Manila clam), 1170 nucleotides long. RefSeq lists its product as uncharacterized. Lineage: Eukaryota; Metazoa; Mollusca; Bivalvia; Venerida; Veneridae. The record is from RefSeq and is a predicted model, not a curated record. Bases 1 to 1170 code for a protein of 389 amino acids. The transcript has a single exon.